AUGGCAAAUGUCACAGCCUUGACCGACCCAGCCCCGGAUUGGCUUAAUAAGGGUGAUCAAGCAUGGCAGUUGACAGCGGGUACAUUGGUUGCACUCCAAUCCAUCCCGGGACUUGCCAUUCUCUAUGCUGGCUUCGUGAAGAAAAAAUGGGCCAUCAACUCUGCCUUUAUGGUAUUCUAUGCAUUCUCCGCCACGCUUGUAUGCUGGGUGAUAUGGGCGUAUAAAAUGGCGUUUGGUGAGCAGUGGGGAAGUUUUCCCUUGCUUGGAACGCCUGGGCCCGUUUUGACCAUGGAACAAAACCUGGCCCAAGCGACUUUACCCGCUGCUGGUAUCACUACCAAUUACAAUCUAUCGACGAUGAUUUAUUUCCAGUUCGUUUUUGCCGCGAUUACGGUUAUUAUCUUAGGUGGAUCCCUGCUCGGUCGGAUCAAUCUUCUGGCUUGGAUGGCGUUUGUGCCUUUGUGGAUCACGUUUAGUUAUACCGUUGGGGCAUUCAGUCUCUGGGGAGGAGGUUUUCUCUCUCAAAUGGGUGUCCUAGAUUAUUCUGGUGGAUAUGUUAUUCAUCUUAGUUCGGGCACUGCAGGAUUUACAGCGGCGUAUUGGCUCGGUCCUCGCUUGAAACGCGACAGGGACUCCUUCUAUCCAAACAAUGUUCUUCUCAUGUUGGUUGGCGCGGGUAUUCUUUGGGUCUGCUGGAAUGGGUUCAACGGAGGUGACCCAUAUGCUGCAAGCCCUGAUGCAGGCGUUGCCGUUCUAAACACAAAUAUCUGUACAGCCAUGAGUCUCCUUGUGUGGACGACUCUUGACUUUGUCUUUUUCAAAAAGCCGUCCGUUAUUGGUGCCGUUCAAGGAGAGAUCACGGGCCUUGUUGCAAUUACACCUGCUGCCGGCUUCGUCACUGGCUGGGGUGCUAUCAUCAUUGGAGCCUGCUCAGGCUCGAUCCCGUGGAUAUCGAUGAAUGUUCUCGGCCGGAUGGAAUGGAUGAAGAAAGUUGACGACGUCAUGGGCGUGGUUCAUACUCAUAUGGUUGCCGGUUUCCUCGGAGGCUUUCUCACAGGUAUUUUCGCCACAAUCGAUGGCUGCGCUGCAUUCGGUCUCAAAAAUCCCGGAGGUGCAAUUGAAGGUAAUGGAAAGCAAGUCUGGUUGCAGAUCGUGGGCGCAUUGUUCAUCAUCGGCCUGAACUUAUUCAUGACCUCGCUUAUUUGCGUGUUCAUCAAGUUUGUCUUGCGCAUUCCAUUGCGACUGAACGAGCAAAAGCUUAUGGUUGGCGAUGAUGCGGUUCAUGGUGAAGAGGCUUACGCGUUGUUUUUCGAGGGUGAAAGGAGUCACAUCAGUCUCCACGCGACAGGAUAUGAUAGUGGUCACAUUAUCGAUACCCAUCAUCUGGGAAACCAUCAUGAGAGUGGCCAAUCAAGCCCCCCAACCCCUGGCGCUUCAAAGAAGUCUUGA
Molecule: messenger RNA, 1449 nt
Organism: Penicillium subrubescens
Lineage: Eukaryota; Fungi; Ascomycota; Eurotiomycetes; Eurotiales; Aspergillaceae
Product: ammonium transporter
Exons: 7
Coding region: 1-1449 (482 amino acids)
Biological process (GO): ammonium transmembrane transport
Cellular component (GO): plasma membrane
Molecular function (GO): ammonium channel activity
Source: RefSeq, a predicted model, not a curated record